Molecule: messenger RNA, 5262 nt
Organism: Oncorhynchus nerka (sockeye salmon)
Lineage: Eukaryota; Metazoa; Chordata; Actinopteri; Salmoniformes; Salmonidae
Product: cbp/p300-interacting transactivator 3-like
Exons: 2
Coding region: 199-954 (251 amino acids)
Biological process (GO): regulation of DNA-templated transcription
Cellular component (GO): nucleus
Molecular function (GO): transcription coactivator activity
Source: RefSeq, a predicted model, not a curated record
GAGCUGACCCAGAAAAGUAACUCCGGUGACGGUGACACGUACUAGAAACUCAUCUCGCUCGCUCCACAGUGCACUAAUUCGAUGAAAUACAUGUAUCUGGAGCAUCGCCUUUGGAAGUAAAGACGGAAAUCCAAUACCAGAAGCAGAACUCAAUAGAACUUCAGAGCAAAGGACAAUUAGCUGGGUGACAGAGAAGCCAUGGCAGACCACAUGAUGAUGCCCAUGUCCCACGGCCCUGCAACGGCCCUCCACGGCUACAGGAUGGGGGGUAUGGGCGGCCCUCCUCAGCAAUCCGUGCCCCAGCCUGGCCUCCGCACCCUCCCCAACGGCCAGGUCAUGCACUACGGCAGGGUGCCGCAGACCUCCAUGGAGGCCGCCAUGAGGCAGCGGCCCGGACUGGGGAUGGUGGGGCCGGCUGGGAUGAACGGUCAGGUGAACAGCCAGGUCAAUGGGGCUCAGAUGGGAGGACACCACCACCAGAUGAACCAGAUGAUGUAUAACCAACAACAACAGCAUCAACAACAACAGCAACAUCAACAACAGCAGCAGCACCACAUGCAACAGCCCCAGCACCCUCAGCAACAGUACCACCCCAGUGGGCUCACCUCCCAGCAGCUCAUGGCCUCCAUGCACCUCCAGAAACUCAACACCCAAUACCACGGACAUCCACUGGGGCCAGUCCAGGGCCAUCACAUGGCCAACGGGGCCCAGUACAGAGUAGGGCCGGGUCAGCUGGCCAGCAUGCAGCACAUGGGUCAGGGUGGGCCAGGUAUGGUGUUGGGACAGAAUAUGGACAUAGACCUCAUAGAUGAGGAGGUUCUGACAGCGCUGGUGUUGGAGCUGGGUCUGGACCGGGUUCAGGAGCUCCCAGAACUGUUCCUGUGUCAGAACGAGUUUGACUUCAUUCCUGACUUUGUUUCUAUGAAACAGCAGCCGAGCACCGUGAGCUGCUGAGAGAUACACAACAGUCAGACGAAGAAAGACGCUGUAAAAACAGGCCGGCGCCCAGAGAAAGACUGAACCACAGACUAGACUAGCUACAGCAGCACACACAAGAGGAGACAGACUCUCUCUCUGUUCUAUCUGUGUGAGUUUAGGCUAUCUGUCUGUGACCAUGUAUAUUAGGCCUACAGAACACACCUGUGAAUAGUAGGCCUACCUGUUUUUAAGAUGAAUUGUAAGGACAGAAAGAGAGGAGAAAAAACAAAAGCUUGCUCUGCAUCAGGCUGGCAUGAGAUCUGAGCUCAGUCAGCCCAGCCACAGGUUGGCGCUCUCUCUGACGCAGUGGCCUCUGUCUAAUCUGUACUGCCUUCCAUCCUGCCUCUGGGCUGCCACCCAUGUCAUAGUGUCACUGUGUGUGCUGAGUUCUGUCGGAUGAUUGUAGACUCAAUCAGCAGGACGGGAAGACGAGACAGACAAGCUGAGACAAUACAAAGAAAGACUAUCUUGCUUCACCUGGGACUACUAGAUUCGAUCUAUGGCUUAUAGAAAUGUAUUUAUUUAUGAAUUCACCCCACCAAGUAGUUAGCGGACAUUUGACAAAUUGAGUUGUUAAAGAAGUUGGUGGUCUGAUUAUGAAUUAGAUUGUUGGGGAAAGAGUUGUUAAAAAAAGAUGCCUAACUAUAUUGUGUGUAUGUUGAAGGCUGGUUCUUCAAAACAGGCUUGGAGGAUUUCUUCCUCGUUACCUUAACAUUUCCUUUAGUAAGAGCCUGGGGUUAGUUUUUUUUGGGUGGAUGGGGUUAGUCUCUGAUUGGUUGGGAGUUAACUGUGUUAGCCUGGGGAUCUGGUUCCUCUUCCUAACAUCAUCUGAUGACAUCAUCAGAACAACAUUCUAUUUAUCAUUAGGCUGCAGUUAUACGAAGCAAUUUUCACGCAACUUUGGUCGCAUGCAACUGAGUUGCUUCUUGAUCGCUUCGUGAAACACCCCCCGCAAUUAAUAAGCAACUCAGUUGUAUCCAGUUGCAACGUUUCAACUUUUUCUACUUGUUGCAAGCAACAGCCAAUCAAAACAAAUGCUUUUGUCACAUGAUCCAUUCGACGGUUCAGAACUUUGAGCCACUUGUCAUGUCAACAACACAUCUGUCAGUGCUGCAGGAACUGUGAUCAAGGUAGACAGAAGAGACAUUUGCCAAAUGGUAGCGGUAUAAUUAGAUCUUGGCAUCAGGGCUAGUUAAGGUUUCUGUACAUGCUUUGGCAGUCAAUACAUGUAUUUUUUUAAGUGAACCCAGACCUCUCUGACACGUUUCAACUGAUAUUUUGUUCCGCAUGAACUGCACUAGCUCGCUAAGUUAGGUAGCUUAGUUUGUUGCUAGCUUGAUAAAACAGUGCUGGCAAUUUCAUUUUGGCUAGCUAAUUAAAAUGUACUGCCAGCAUUUUGGCUAAAUUAAUCUUUAUACAAUAAGCAAAUGGUUGGAUAAACUAAUAAUUUAUGAAAUCAAGAUGUAAUGCAGCAGCUGACAUUGGGUGAGUUUAGAAUUCUCAAACCAUAUUGAAUGACAAAACAAAAGCAGCUUCAAUUUGAUUGGCUGUUGCAUACAAUUUAAAUUGCAUUUGAGUUGCUUUGUGUAUCAGCCAAGUUGCUUGAAAUGAUGUCUCUUGCAACCUGCAACUGCAAAUAAAGUUGUGUGAAAGUUGCUUGGUGUAACUCCACCUUAAAAACGUAUGUUUCCUUGAAUAUUACAUGUCCUCAGUUUAAUCACUGGCAAAGUAGUGCAGCACAUACACAGUAACAUCUCUAUAGUAAGAGAAAUACAAACACACCAUGCCUGUCUUAAAAUCCUGCUCUGAACACUAAGGGUCAGCUUCUACAGUCAAACAGCUAGAUGCUCUGUUUCAGUAGAGUCUUAAUGACUACUUUAUAUUGUAUCUCUACUGGUGGGCCGAGGGAAUACACUGGAUAGUAUUUAAUAAGGAACAACACACAUAACAUAAUGGUGGACUAUUUUCUGUACAUGUCUGUGACUGGCACAGAAAGCAAGGCAGGGGGAAACCAGUACCUCUCAGUCGCAGGUCAUUCCCUGAGUCAUAGAGCUCACUUUAGACUUUUAACAACAUUUUGACCAUUAAAAGACAUGAACACAAAGUGUUAGACUUUGAGAAGUACAUUCAUCUAGCGCUGUAGCUGGGGGGGAAUCCUAACCUCCACUGAAUAUUUACUUAGUCAUGCAUUGAUGUCAAUGGGAGACCAAGUGAACAUUUGAUUUAAGUAGAAGUUAGGAUUUGCCCAUCUGUGCGUGAACAUCUUGUGUGUGCAGCUUGCAAGGUUCUUCUUUAAUUGGAAGUGACUGAGUUUGGUCCUCGGACUUAAGGUUGGCCAAUGUGCUGACUGGGUAUGAAGACCUGGACAGUGGAGGCUGCUUCAACUGCCUUGAACUGUGGACAACGUUCAUUAGUCCAGUCUGUGGACAACGUUCAAUAGUCCAGUCUGUGGACAACAUUCCUUAGUCCAGUCUGUGGACACAGCAUAGUUCUAGGCACUACUCCGGCAGUACUUGGUUGGUUUAAUCGUUGUUUAAAGCUGCCUCUCUUUACCUGUGGCAUUGAUUUCAUUACCGAAGUGGGCCAAACCCAACAGGGCAGAGCAACACAGACAUGCACGCACUCACACACAGGUUGGUUGCUGUUUCCAUAGAUUUGCUUACUCGGCUGGUUCUCCUGUUUAGAUUUAAUGACCAGUUCACACACGCUUGUCUUAAUUGAGGUCAUCCAGCAUGACAGCCCCAAUGACUUGGUAAUUAGAAAACUUGGCACUCAAAAGUAGUGUGCUCUAUAUAGGGAAUAAGGUGCCAUUUUGGACACACACAUGGUAAUUAGAAAACGGUCUUUUUCUGUGGUGGUGCAGUGUUCUUUCCCCCUGGCCCCUGUGCAUAAUGAUGUUUUUGCAAGGUUACUGCUCCACUGACUAGUACGAGAACUUCCUGUCCUGUUCUGUUGUUGAGUUAUUUGUGGAGAUGUCAGAACAGAGAGGUUGGAGGAGCAGUGAGGGGUUGAAGAGGGGAUUGGGGGAAGGGGAAAGCUUCCCUCUAUAAUGCACGAGUUGUAGUAAUAUGUUCCAAUACUAGAGCUACACUCACUGGUCUCUCAGCUCUUUUUCUAGCCUGGAAUCCAAAGGGAAUAUCGCUGUAUUUCACAAUUGUUUCACUUCACUGAAUCAGUUAAAUAAAAUGCAUAUAUUCCGUUUAUAUUCCAGGCUACUCUGAACCCCCUCUCUCUCCUGGAGAUCUGCCAUAUUGCUGAGCUCUGAGCACAAACAAACAAUGGACAACAGAAAUUACACUCAUCGUGGCAAAGGCCAACCAUGGACAUGCACUGGGGCCGAUCCAGGGCCAACACCUGGCAAACGGGGCCCAGUACAGAGUAGGGCCAGGUCAACUGGCCAGCAUGCAGCACAUGGGUCAGGGUGGGCCAGGUAUGGUGCUGGGACAGAAUAUGGACAUAAUUACCAUAUCUUGUCAUUUCCUGUGGUUGGUUUAUAUCUGUUACCAGGCUAUUUAUGGCUAACUUGGUCUUAUAUCUGUCUAGGCUUUUUAGGGCAGGUUCACAACCCCUCAUGAAAAAGUAAUCCAUUACAAUCUGAAAAUAACAUCUUUUUGUUUGUCUUUUAAGCCUUAGAGGGAUAGUAGCCUCUCAAAGUCAUUUGAUCACAACUAUAUCAAUAAUAUUUCAGCCUUCUUGUGUAUGGUGUCUAUGUACUGUAGAAUAGAGGUAAAGUUGACAUAAUUAAGGUACGAUUCAAAAAUCAUUGUCAGAUAUAAUUGUUAUUAAAGGCUGAUGUUGAUGUGUUUAAUGACAAGAGAUGAGGGUUUAUCAUCCAUUUGACAAACAGGAGUGUUGAUAUAAAUAGGUUGCCUGGUAAAACCAGACUGAAUGCUGGGCUUACCAUUAAGUGCAGCAUUCAGUCUGGUUUACCCAGGCUAACAAACAGUCACAUUAUAAUAAGGGUUUGGGUACAGGACAGGCCUGAAGCUUUAAGACCUAGUAGACUGCAUGUGAACAUUGUGAAAAGAGAUGUGAUGUCACCACUUUUCCACACAUCCGCUGAGAAUGUACAGCAGAACGGAAUGCAAUGUGGGAGCUGGAGUCUUAAGAUGGUGGAUACAUUUGUGAGAUUGUAUUGUAAAAUCCUUGUUCCAAAUUGCUCCACUUCAUUUAGGGGUUACCCCCCCACCUCCCAACCCCCAAAGGCUUUUUUAAUGUUAUUGAUUAUAUUUUAAGAAAAUGUAUUUAUUUUCAACAACAAUAAAAUAUUUAUUUAAAGAACUA